This is a messenger RNA of Centruroides sculpturatus (bark scorpion), 1075 nucleotides long. RefSeq names its product diacylglycerol kinase epsilon-like. The record is from RefSeq and is a predicted model, not a curated record. Gene Ontology annotation, molecular function: ATP-dependent diacylglycerol kinase activity. Lineage: Eukaryota; Metazoa; Arthropoda; Arachnida; Scorpiones; Buthidae. The transcript has 3 exons. Gene Ontology annotation, biological process: signal transduction. Bases 31 to 915 code for a protein of 294 amino acids.
UUGUAGGUGAGUUUUUAUGCCAGUGUUAUAAUGUUAACAACAGUUUUUCUGUGGAAGAUUUUUCGCAGACAAUGCCACUAUGAAAUUCCUGCAAGAGAUAUUAGCAAAGGGCAUAGUUGGUGUGUAAUUGAUAUAUUUUCCCAGACAGCAUAUUGCAGCAUUUGCAAAAGUCUGAUUGUUGAUGGAUGGUAUUGUGAUUCAUGUGGAGUUUAUGCUGAUCAGUCAUGUUUUAAGAAAGCAGAUAAAAGUGUUUAUUGCAAAUCUUUAUCUGGAGUUGGAAAUUCUAUGAAACACCAUUGGGUGAAAGGAAACUUAAAAUCUGGAAGUAUUUGUGAUGUCUGUGAAACAAAUUGUGGUACAGAAGAUUGUUUAGCCGAUUUUCGUUGUUGUUGGUGUCAAAGAACAGUACAUUCUGAUUGUCUUCAAAAAAUGUCAGAAAUAUGUGAUUUAGGUCGUUUCAAAUCAUUUAUUGUUCCUCCAUUUUGUGUGCGUCUGAAAUUAGUAGGCAUUAAAGGAAGACGUCAUUUAGUAGUUUCAGAAGUUCGACCACCUGUAUUUAAGCCAUGGAAUCCAUUGAUUGUAAUUGCUAAUCGUAAAAGUGGAAAUAAUGAAGGAAGUUACAUUUUAAAUGCUUUCCGAUCAGUUCUUAAUCCUGCUCAGGUAAUUGAUAUACAUGAUGUGUCACCUGAAAAUGGAUUGGAGUGGUGUCAUUUAAUAUCAAAUCAUACAUGUCGUAUUUUAAUUGCUGGAGGAGAUGGAACUAUAUCUUGGGUUUUAAACAUUAUUGAUAAAUUAAAAAUUGAGGUAUACAUUACAUUUUUACAUUUCUCUAAUAUUAUAUUUUCAAAUAUAAUUCUAAGACAUUUCUGUUAUAAACAUGAAGCUGAAUAUACAUCACAGUCAUCAAAAUUUUAAAUUGUUUUAGAAUUUAGCAAUUAUAAGCAAUUAGAUUCUUGGCUUUAAUUAUAUUUCUCUAUAUUUUUUUGUUUAACAAAUAUUGUGUUAAACAGUAGGUCAAAUUAGUCUUCCGGAAUUUCUGUAGACUUUAUUGUUUUUUAAAUUUGUAAUAAUAGCA